AUGAGGGGGCACUACAAGUAUGGAUAUCCGAAGAAAUUUGCUGCCGAAACAACUAAUAGCAGCGAUGGAUACCCACUUUAUAAAAGGAUAGAUACUGGAGAAAGUGUUUGUAUUCGCAGGGUUAAUAUGGAUAACAGGUCGGUUAUUCCGUAUAACCCGUACCUAUUAUCACUCUUUGAUUGCCACUUAAACGUUGAGGUUUGUUCGACCAUAAUGGCAGUUAAAUACUUGUACAAAUAUGUGUACAAGGGCCAUGACAAGAUCACAUUCAACGUCGUGCAGGAUGGUAGCACUGCUAUUGUUGAUGAGAUCCAACAGUAUCAGGCUGGGAGGUGGGUUUCCCCGUGUGAGGCAGCAUGCAGGAUUUUCGGGUUCGAUAUGUUUGAGAUGUCUCCAUCAGUGUUGCCUUUGCAAAUAUAUCUACCUAACUUGCAUACAAUCCAGGUAAUGCCUCAUGAGAAUUUAGACGAGAUCAUUUCAAAUGACAAAAGAUCUCGAACUCAACUUACAGAAUUCUUUAGGAUGAACGCUGCCACGCCUGAUGGAACGGGAUAUACGCUCACUUUUGUAGCACCUGCUGAAGGGGAACGUUACUUCCUCAAAUUAUUACUGAUGCACGUGGAUAGCCCGCGAUCCUUUGAUCAUCUUAGGACUGUUGAUGGAUAUAAGUGUGCCACUUUUCAGGAGACAGCAUUGCGGCUGAAAUUGCUAGAGGAAGACAACGAUGUCGAUUUGUGCUUAGCGGAAGCGUGUGAAGUGCAAAUGCCGACUGCAUUCCGGCAGCUCUUUUCAACAGUCCUGAUCUUCUGCCAAACAAGUGACCCCAAUGCCCUCUGGUUAAAAUACUACGACGCUCUCUCUGAAGAUUUUAGGCACCAGUUUCUGGGUUCUGACAGCAAGUCAAGGGAGCUCACUGUUAGAUCUGUUGAGCAAUCUCUCGAAGCAAUGGGGAAACCAUUUAGAGACUUUGGUCUCCAACAUUUAAAUGAUUUUCAAGAUGAAGAGUUCAGGCGAACAAAAGACAUUAUCGAUGCACUUGAUGCACUGAUACCUCAGGACUGUAUUGAUGCCCGUAACACAUUAAACCAAGCACAACAGGAGGCAUUUGACAGCAUUAUUGACCACGUUCUUAAGGGGAAACCUGGUGCAUUCUUCAUAGACGGGCCCGGAGGAAUAGGUAAAACCUUCCAAUACAAUGCUCUCUAUGCAGAGGUUCGUUUGAUGAACAAGAUUGUCCUUCCAACUGCCACAUCUGGAAUUGCAGCAUCAAAUAUACCUUUUGGGAGGACUGCUCACUCUCAGUUUAAAAUACCGAUAGAUUCUGAUGCUUCCCUUGCUUGCGAUGUUCCUAAACAGGGCAACCUUGCAUGUUUAAUAAAAGAAACAUCGUUGAUUAUUUGA
Spinacia oleracea (spinach) is the source of this 1401-nucleotide messenger RNA. RefSeq lists its product as uncharacterized. The record is from RefSeq and is a predicted model, not a curated record. Gene Ontology annotation, biological process: telomere maintenance; DNA repair. The transcript has 2 exons. Bases 1 to 1401 code for a protein of 466 amino acids. Gene Ontology annotation, molecular function: DNA helicase activity. NCBI's taxonomy places the organism in Eukaryota, Viridiplantae, Streptophyta, Magnoliopsida, Caryophyllales, Amaranthaceae.